AUGGCUGGGAAGGAGCGAGCCAAAAACACAGCUUCGCCGAAAGAAGUUGCGAAGCUGAUGCGAGGUGCGAACUUGACCAAACUGCCUCCGGAGUCGGAGUACAUGAUAGCAGACACGAGCAAGGUCAUCGAGACGUUCGAAGACUUCCUGAAAGACCUUCUCCUGGCCACCCCUCGUCCGACAGAGAAGCUUCUACUUCAAGCUUGCAAGCUAGUUUUCGAGCACACAUCCAAGUCCGACUGCAAAAGCUUCGCCCAGCAGUUGGUGCGAUGUGUUCAGCAUGUCCGAGAAUGCAAAAGUGUGACUUCGGGGAAGAAGACACCGGAAGCAGUUUGGCGGGUCCUGCAAGUGAUGAAGGCGAACAAGGACCAACCAUGCAGACGGCUUUCUACAACCUCGGUGAGCUCAGCAGCCAGCCCUUCAGCUGUGGAUUCGAAGCCGAGUCCCGAGCCCAUGGUCGAGAAAGUGAGCCUUGCCAGUAAGGCCGAACUGAGCCCUGGCAGCAAGGUACGACAUGCCUACGGUCUCGCGGCCAGUCGCACAAUGCAGAAAGAGGAGGAUGGAGAGGACUUGCUGGAGGUCGUGGCUGUGCAGUCCUCGCAGAGCUUGCACUCCAUCGCGAGCUCGGGCGAGGAGGUGUCUCCUGAAAAGGAAGGCGAAAUGGAGGACGUGCCUCCUGCAGCUGACUUCAAGGACUACUUUGAUGCUGGUCGUGGCUGCCAUGUGAGGGCCUUUGCCUCAGGCAAGCUCGAGGAGCUGACUGCUCCGGUGAGUCGGGUGACCGGCAAGAAAGUCCUGAAGGCUGCCCUGAAGACCAAGCCUGCUGCCGGGCAGGUGAAGAAGAAGCCGGCAGGUGCAGAGACAGCAGAAGUGCCCAAGUCCUCAGAGGUGGAUGUCCAAGCUGCACAGUUGGCGGAGGCGAAGCAGCAGGAGGAAACCAUCUUGCAUUUCGUCCGGAAGAGCACUGCCAAGAAGCCCCCGAGGACAUAUGUGACUGCUUGCUACUGUGACGGGUCCAAGCAUAGGCAGAAACUCAUCGUAGAAUUUCAAGCAGCCAAGUAUGCCGAUCAUGUCGAGAAAGCUGCGAAAGCAGUGAAGCGAAUCCAAAAGGAUAAGCUCACUUUCAAUCGUGCCCGGCAGCUGAAAUUCGCAUUGGCAGAGGUCAGACUUGUCCCUGGAACCUAUAUAGCUUGGCUCCCCGGCAUGGAUCUGGGGGCGAUGACGGAUGCCCAAGUUCGCGAGUGGCUUCGAAGCUUGCCGAACUACCAGGUGCUUCGUUUGCACGAGCUGGUCAUGGAACAGACUGGAAGCACAGCCGUCCCAAAGGUGGCAAGGGUGGGCAUGGAGCCUCAGGCUCAAGUUUCCCACUUCCUGCUGCAGGGGUGGGGCUCCAGCUGGAAGGAUCGUGGCCACGACAAGAAGGGUGAAGGCUCCCAGUGGUGGAAGAAGGACGACGACCCGUGGGACGAGGACCCCAAUGACAUGUCCGGCAUCGAUGUGAGAAAGUGCAAGAAAUGCAAGCACAACUGGUCCUAUGUGCGGGAGGGUGGUGAGCUCUACAUCUACUCGGCCAACCGAGAGAACCUCUGGGAUCCCUACAGCGAGGGCAGUGGAGGCCGGUGGGACCUGAAGGAGUUUGCCAACUACAUUGAGCCCACCUUGGCGAAGAAGAAGAAGAAGAACAGGGGCAAGCAGCGAAAGGUGUGGUGGGCCAAGGUCAAGGGGUGGAAGGAUGCCGGUGAGCCGGAGUUUCAGCCACCGAGUGAUGAAGAGGAAGAAGAUCCAGGCCAAGAGGGCCAAGAGCAAGCCGAAGCGGUGCCUUUCCGGCAGAAAGACUUUCAGAGUUUCCUGUGUUGCUUGUGUUUUCUUUGUUCCCGCGUGAAGCCAACGAAAAGGAGGGCUCGAGAUGCGAGCACACCGCGAUGCAGCCCUGUAGUCGCCUAG
Molecule: messenger RNA, 1944 nt
Organism: Symbiodinium natans
Lineage: Eukaryota; Dinophyceae; Suessiales; Symbiodiniaceae
Source: the annotation of a GenBank genome assembly